CUCUGCUGUGCUGCAGGUGGCUGUUGUGGCUCUGAUGUGAAGCAGUAUGUGUAUGGAGGCUGGGCCUGGGCUUGGUGGUGCAUCACUGACACCCAAAGGUACCCUGACAGUGGAACAGAUCUACCAGGACAGGGACCAGUUUGCCAAGCUGGUGCGGGAGGUAGCAGCUCCCGACGUGGGUCGCAUGGGAAUCGAAAUCAUGAGUUUCACCAUCAAGGAUGUGUAUGAUAAGGUGGAUUACCUGAGCUCCCUGGGGAAGACUCAGACUGCAGCUGUCCGAAGGGAUGCAGACAUUGGAGUGGCAGAAGCCGAGCGAGAUGCUGGCAUUCGGGAGGCAGAGUGCAAGAAAGAAAUGCUGGAUGUCAAGUACAUGGCAGAUACCAAAAUAGCAGAUUCCAAACGGGAUUUUGAGUUGCGGAAAGCUGCCUUCACCGAGGAGAUCAACAUUAAGAGGGCAGAGGCCCAGCUGGCCUAUGAGCUCCAGAGCGCCCAGGAGCAGCAGAAGAUCCGUCAGGAGGAAAUCGAAAUCGAGGUGGUGCAGCGCAAGAAGCAAAUCGAGGUGGAAGAGAAGGAGGUUAUGCGGAUGGAGAAGGAGCUGGUGGCCACUGUGAAGCAGCCAGCUGAGGCCGAGGCCUACCGCAUCCAGCAGAUCGCUGAGGGCGAGAAGGUGAAGCGAGUCCUCCUUGCUCAGGCAGAGGCAGAAAAGAUCCGUAAGAUCGGAGAAGCGGAGGCUUAUGUGAUCGAGGCCAUCGGGAUGGCAGAGGCUGAGGGCAUGAAGCUGAAAGCAGAAGCGCUCCAGAAGUAUGGAGAAGCUGCCCAGCUGGCUCUAGUGCUGGAUGCACUGCCUGAGAUCGCUGCCAAAGUAUCUGCUCCCCUCUCCAAAGUGGAUGAGAUCCUUAUUCUCAGUGGACAGGACAACAGCACUGCGUCGGAGGUGAACCGCCUGCUGGCAGAGAUCCCUGCCUCUGUGCGUGCCAUCACCGGUGUGGAUCUCACAAAGCUUCCCCUGUUCCAGAAAGCCACCGAGGCCAAGGAAUGAGGUUGGCCAACCCAAAGCUAGUGAAGAUCACUCCCUGUUAUGCACUCAGACAUCAACUGCCUUCGACACGUGGGAAUUCCUUUUAUAUCAAAGACAAUCCGAGAUUCGUGUGUAACUCUGGUGCCUUAUUUUGUAGGGCCAGAAAGAUGCAUGUUCUGUCUGCUGCUCUUUGUAUUCCAAGGGUGGGUGGGAGGGGAUUUAUUUUGUAACUAACUGUGUAUUGUCUCAGGCCAAUCCCAUCCCCACAUAUUGCUGGCAGCUUGUCUGGUGUUGCAGUCCCAGUG
This is a messenger RNA of Acanthisitta chloris (rifleman), 1323 nucleotides long. It is a transcript of the gene FLOT2, whose product is annotated as flotillin 2. NCBI's taxonomy places the organism in Eukaryota, Metazoa, Chordata, Aves, Passeriformes, Acanthisittidae. The record is from RefSeq and is a predicted model, not a curated record. Gene Ontology annotation, biological process: regulation of myoblast differentiation; protein localization to plasma membrane. The transcript is spliced from 8 exons. Gene Ontology annotation, cellular component: plasma membrane. The coding region runs from base 47 to 1039 and encodes 330 amino acids.